This is a messenger RNA of Lotus japonicus, 1780 nucleotides long. Its product is annotated as APO protein 2, chloroplastic. NCBI's taxonomy places the organism in Eukaryota, Viridiplantae, Streptophyta, Magnoliopsida, Fabales, Fabaceae. The transcript has 4 exons. Bases 108 to 1502 code for a protein of 464 amino acids. Gene Ontology annotation, molecular function: RNA binding. The record is from RefSeq and is a predicted model, not a curated record.
AUUGUGGUCGCAUAUUGAGUGAGGAUAAGAAUAAGAAUUCAUGGCCUGAACUUGGCUUCCAGACUCCACUGCAUCUCUCUCUUAACGUGAAGUUGUUGCGAAUUGCGAUGCGUAUUUGCCAAAUCGCAGUGAAGAGAAGCAUUUGGUUCCACGGUGGUGACUGCGAGGUUGUUAUGCUUCUCAGCAAUUCCAUUCCAGGGAUGACUGUGAUUAUGUCCAUUCCUAAUACUAACGGAAUUGCAACUCCAAGGUGUUCUCUUUCACUGAAGCCCAACCUAUCAUCAUCUCUUAGUUCUCUUCAUUCUUUCCAGUAUGGUAGCAGUAAGAUUGGAGUUCCUGUGAAUAUUAGAAUUGGGCCAGUGCAGGUUCGUCAACAUGCAUUAACCAUUAGAAAUGAAGUGCCACAAAAUGCUGAUUUUCCUCGGCGGUAUUCGAAAAAGGAAAAGAAGCCUUUUCCAGUACCCAUAAUAGAACUGCGAAGAGCAGCUAGGGAGAGGCUUAAGAAGAAGAUGAAAAAUGAGCCGCAAAAACCAUUGUCUUUGUCUGCACCAAAGAAUGGAUUGCUGGUGAAGAAACUCAUACCAACUGCUUAUAAAGUGUAUAAUUCGAGAAUCACUUUGAUUAACAAUCUGAAGAAGCUGCUCAAAGUAGUCCCUGUACACGCUUGUGGGUACUGCAGCGAAAUUCAUGUAGGCCCUGUUGGACAUCCGUUCAAGUCGUGUAGAGGCACACAAGCGAACAUCCGGAAAGGCCUUCAUGAAUGGACAAAUGCACAUUUUGAAGACAUAUUAACACCAGUUGAAGCCUAUCACCUCUCUGAUCGUCUUGGAAAGCGGAUUACUCAUGAAGAGCGAUUCUCCAUCCCUCGAAUUCCAGCUGUGGUUGAGCUCUGCAUUCAAGCUGGUGUUGAAAUUCCAGAGUAUCCCACAAAAAGGAGAAGAAAACCUAUAAUCCGUAUCGGGAGGAAGGAAUACGUUGAUGCUGAUGAAAGUGAAUUACCGGAUCAAAUGCCAGAGAACCCUCCAAAACUAUUACUAACUGAAAUACCUGAUUCAGAAAUAGUAGCUCCAGUGGACAAGGAGGAAAUAGUCCAGCUUGCUGAGGAAACACUUCAAGCAUGGGAACGGAUGAGGAAAGGUGCCAAGAGACUAAUGGGGAUGUACCGCGUGAGAGUCUGCGGAUAUUGCCCUGAAAUUCAUGUUGGUCCGCAGGGGCACAAAGCUCAGAACUGUGGAGCUCAUAAACACCAACAACGCAAUGGGCAGCAUGGUUGGCAGUCUUCAGUGCUCAAUGACUUGAUCCCGCCAAGGUUUGUGUGGCAUGUUCCUGAUGUAAACGGACCACCUCUGCAACGAGAGCUGAGGGAGUUUUAUGGGCAGGCUCCUGCUGUUGUGGAAAUGUGCAUUCAGGCUGGUGCUGCAUUACCAGAACAGUAUAAAUCGACCAUGCGGCUGGAUGUUGGGAUCCCAUCAACUAUGCAAGAAGCUGAAAUGGUGGUUUGAGAUGAAAUGCUCUGAUAAACAAACCCCAUGUUUUGAUUAGUGUAAAUUGCAUGUACUACGUAGGGUGUCAAACUGAAUGCAAUGGGAUUUUGUUUUUAAGAAUUGAAAUCUUGGUAUGUUCUGGAUUUCUGGCUGGGGUAGUUUUGGUAGUUAGACAAACUUUUUGUGUCAGCUACUGUCCUCGGAAUAUGGCAUAAGAUCUAUAAAAUUAGUGUAAAUUAUGAACAGGCUAGUGCAUUGAUAAUAUAAUGCAUUAAGAUCCAUGUGUUGUUGUAAAA